Molecule: messenger RNA, 1629 nt
Organism: Cuscuta campestris
Lineage: Eukaryota; Viridiplantae; Streptophyta; Magnoliopsida; Solanales; Convolvulaceae
Source: the annotation of a GenBank genome assembly
CUCACGUUGAGCCCUACAGAGUCAUGGGACCCCACGCAAGUCUCCACUCGCGUUCACGGAUGAACACCACCAUGAAGCUGGUCGUGGCUAUGACCACGAAAGGAGAAAAUUGGGAGAGAAUGGAAAGGGAGAGGUGAAAAGUUUUCUCCCCUUUGGAGAGAGAGAGAGAGAGAGAGCAUGAAAUGCUUCCAUUUCUCGAAUGGAGGGAGGAGGGAGGAAGAAGACGGCGGCGGCGGCAGCAGCGUCGUUUCAAGCUCCAGGUCUUCCGCCGUGGUGUCCUGGGCCAGGUCUCUGAGCAUGGCAUCCAGCGGCGUCGACUCGACUCGGCGCUCCGAGUUCGACUCCGAGUCCAGGGACUUCCCCGGCGACUCGCUCGGAGGCUUCGUCAACCAGCGCAGGGGAGACGAUCUGCGGGUCUUCACCUUCGCCGAGCUGAAAUCGUCCUCCCGAGGGUUCAGCCGCGCCCUGAUGAUCGGAGAAGGCGGCUUCGGCUGCGUUUAUCGAGGCGCCGUUGGCGCUCCCGGCUCCGAUUCGAGAAUGGAUGUUGCCAUUAAACAGCUCAAUCGAAAUGGUUUCCAGGGGCAUAAGGAGUGGAUAAAUGAAGUCAACUUUUUGGGGGUAGUGAAGCACCCAAAUCUGGUGAGGUUGAUUGGAUAUUGUGCAGAAGACGACGAGAGAGGGAUCCAACGGCUCUUAGUCUACGAGCUCAUGUGUAAUAAGAGCCUGGAGGACCAUCUGUUUUCCAGAUCACUCAAUGCUCUUUCAUGGAAUACAAGGUUAAAGAUUGCCAGAGACGCAGCUCGCGGACUGGCCUAUCUUCACGAAGAAAUGGAUUUUCAGUUAAUCUUUCGCGAUUUCAAAUCAUCAAACAUUCUUUUAGAUGAAGACUUCAAUGCAAAGCUCUCGGACUUUGGACUGGCUAGCCUGGGACCAGCUCAAGGAUUUGGUCAUAUUUCUACCGCGGUUGUAGGAACGGUGGGCUACGCAGCGCCGGAGUAUGUCCAAGCGGGCAGACUAACAGCGAAGAGUGACGUAUGGAGCUUCGGGGUGGUUCUCUACGAGCUGAUCACGGGGCGGCGGGCGGUGGAGCGGAACCUGCCUCGCGGCGAGCAGAAGCUAUUGGAGUGGGUGAGGCCCUACAUGUCAUCGUCGGACCCAAAGAAGUUCUACACCAUUCUUGACCCAAGAUUGGAGGGACAGGAUUGGGGCGAGUCGGCGCGCAGAGUGGCCUCGCUGGCCAACAAGUGCCUCUCGAGGCAGCCCAAGUCUCGGCCCAGAAUGAGUGAGGUGGUCGAUGCACUCACCGCCAUCACCGCCGCCACGGCCGUGGCGGAUACCUGUGGCGGCGGAGGGGAAGGGGAAGAGGAGGAGGAGGAAGAUGGGGGGUUUGAAGAAUGUGGAGGGGGAGUGAACCAGAAGAAGAAGGGGUUUGAUCAUAUCAGGGAACUGAUCAGUUCAAGGGCGGCCAAGAGGAUUGGGAAGAAGGUGGAUUGGAGGAAUUGGACGCCCGGUUUGGUGAGAACGCGGUGAAAUCCCGCCCGCCCGAUGAUGACCGGAGUGAGUCCAAAUGUAUAGUUUGUUUUAAAUCCACGAGUAUCUUAUGAAUCUUAAUACAUAAAUGUGCUUUGU